Exophiala aquamarina CBS 119918 is the source of this 1686-nucleotide messenger RNA. RefSeq lists its product as uncharacterized. NCBI's taxonomy places the organism in Eukaryota, Fungi, Ascomycota, Eurotiomycetes, Chaetothyriales, Herpotrichiellaceae. The coding region runs from base 1 to 1686 and encodes 561 amino acids. The transcript has 3 exons. The record is from RefSeq and is a predicted model, not a curated record.
AUGCGCCUACUUUUCUUGCCUUACAAACCCGCCUCGGAUGCCGCGUCAGAGGCGUCCCAAGCAGGGUCUAAGAUAUCGCAUCAGAAACACGCCGCGCGUGAACAUCACCGCAAAGCAAAGUUGGCAAAGCAACAUUUGAAACCUACUCAAAGAGGCAGCCGCGGCGGGGUCCAAAGCCAUGCAGAAUAUGGAGGACGCUUUAUUGAAUGGAAAGUCCAAGGUGACGAAUUAGAGGAAGCGCAGCUUAAUGCAAACCCGACAAGCUCUCUUGGAGCUGGCAGGCUCGAUCCUUUUGAUGUCUACUGCGCUAGCAACCAGCCGUUGAUGGUGCAUGAGAUGCUUGAUCAUGCAAUAUCAUGCCAAUGGACCCUUUUCGCGCCAGAUAACAAGCCUAGCUCUCUAAAUGCGGUAAAACAAGCCGUCAUGAACUUAGCCAUGGAUUCUCCCUUACUCUUCCAUACUUUAGUAUUCGCUGGCGCAACGCACAAGGCUUUUCACCAAGCUCAGACCGUCAACAAUCGGAAGAGCCAAGUCCUGCGUCUAACUUGCAAAGGAAAAGCUCUCCAAACCUUGAGAAGGGCAUUGAGCGCCCCAGAGACCAUGUGCUCGGACGAUGUGAUCUUCUCCAUGCUCCUUCUCGCCUCACAUGGCAGCGGUGAGAAGGUCACGGCGGCGACUUACAGGGAAAAAAGAAUUCUCGCUGCAGCUCAAGAUGCGCAAUUCUAUGCAAGCAUGGAGUAUGAGUGGUCGCAUAUGAGAGGAUUGCUGGACGUUCUCCGUGUGAAAGGAGGGUUACAGGAAAUAUCUGUUCCUGGCGUUGCUUUUGCCAUUGCAUCGUUUGACACGCACACAGCAAUAAUGUUCCAGUCGAAACCUACCUUCCCGACUCUGAUACCCUCAGCUUCGGUUCUUAAAUCGUGGCCUUCGAGUGAUCCUACUAGUCUAGCAUUCCAGCGGUCCCCUCAUCUAAUAUCUGGCUUCAAAUUCCUUUCCUACAUGGAAAUCCCGCAGGCGAGAGAUCUGCUCAAUGUCCUGCAAGGCAUGCGUGACAUCAUUGUUGGCUUUGACAGUUUCCAGCAAGGAGAUGCAAAUGCUCCCAACCUCAAACAGAUCAUCUUCGCACGAAAUCUCAACCAGCACGAACUCAUCAGCCUAGAUAAUUUGUGGAUUGGCAUCUCCUCACCAGAUUCCGGUACAACGAGUUUCACCACUACUGAACCAGAAAACUCACGAGAUAUCGUCCUCUAUGAGAUCUCGAGAAUCUGCGCCAUUGUCUUCCAGAUCGUGACUCUUCUACCAAACCUUCACAGCGUCCAGCCUGUCACGAUGGCCUACGCAGUUCGCUUGAAGGACAUCCUCAUAUCCUGCAAGAGCUCCCUCAGAUCUUGCGACGGCUACAUGGACCAUGACCUACUACUCUGGGCUGGCAUUCUUGGGGCAUGGCUCACUCAGGGAAUGAGCAUGCGGAUCUGGUUCAUUGAACAUUUGGCGCGUGAAAUCAUCCCUCUCGUGGCACAUGGUAAUUUGAGUGAACUCUACGAGUCUCCUCGAAAAUCCUGGGAGCUGGCACGAAGCAAAGUCACAAGUUUCCUGUGGCUGGACAGUGAAUGUGACUCACCUUAUCGGGAAGUCUGGGAAGAAGUGGAGGUCUGGGCGGUGCCGGAUGCACAGGGCGUGAUCUGCUGA